GAAGUUAUGGAACAACAAACAAUUUCAAUUACAAAAUCUCAAAAUAAAUUCUCCCUUAAAACUAAACCAUCAAUUAUAGCUAUUGGUAAUCCAAAAAAAGAAAAAUAUGAUAAUUUAUUUUCUUUGGAAGAAAAUAUUGAUUUAUCAAGUGAGUUCGUAUCAAGAUUUGAUAUUAUAAACAUAGUUAAAGAUAAAUAUACGGUACAACAUAAUCGUCAAAUGGCAAAUAAAAUAGUUUCAUCGCAU
Molecule: messenger RNA, 246 nt
Organism: Dictyostelium purpureum
Lineage: Eukaryota; Evosea; Eumycetozoa; Dictyosteliales; Dictyosteliaceae
Exons: 1
Cellular component (GO): nucleus; MCM complex
Molecular function (GO): single-stranded DNA helicase activity; single-stranded DNA binding; ATP binding
Source: RefSeq, a predicted model, not a curated record